Pongo pygmaeus (Bornean orangutan) is the source of this 3214-nucleotide messenger RNA. It is a transcript of the gene KBTBD13, whose product is annotated as kelch repeat and BTB domain containing 13. The coding region runs from base 71 to 1444 and encodes 457 amino acids. Gene Ontology annotation, biological process: relaxation of skeletal muscle; regulation of the force of skeletal muscle contraction. Gene Ontology annotation, molecular function: protein binding. The transcript has a single exon. Lineage: Eukaryota; Metazoa; Chordata; Mammalia; Primates; Hominidae. The record is from RefSeq and is a predicted model, not a curated record.
AGGGGAGCCCCAGAGUCGGUGGCCGGCAAACCCAAGGCCCCAGCGGCGGCCUCCGCCCCGCCAGCUCGCCAUGCCACGGGUUCCGGAGACCCCGGUGCAGGUGUGGGUGGGCGGCCAGCUCUUCCAAGCCGACCGCGCCCUGCUGGUGGAGCACUGCGGCUUCUUCCGCGGCCUCUUCCGCUCCGGCAUGCGGGAGGCGCGCGCGGCAGAGGUGCGCCUAGGCGUUCUGAGCGCGGGCGGCUUCCGCGCCACGCUGCAGGUGCUGCGCGGUGAGCGGCCGGCGCUGGCGGCGGAGGACGAGCUGCUGCAGGCCGUGGAGUGCGCCGCCUUCCUGCAGGCGCCGGCGCUGGCUCGCUUUCUGGAGCACAAUCUCACGUCGGACAACUGCGCAUUGCUGUGCGACGCUGCCGCCGCCUUCGGCCUGCGCGACGUUUUCCACAGUGCCGCGCUCUUCAUCCGCGACGGCGAGCGCGAGCUGGCGGCCGAGCUGGCACUGCCCGAGGCCCGCGCCUACGUGGCGGCGCUGCGGCCCAGCAGCUACGUGGCCGUGAGUACCCACACGCCCGCGCCCGGCUUCCUGGAGGACGCCUCGCGCACGCUGUGCUACCUGGACGAGGAAGAGGACGCGUGGCGCACGCUGGCCGCGCUGCCCCUGGAUGCCAGCACGUUGCUGGCCGGGGUGGCCACGCUGGGCAACAAGCUUUACAUCGUGGGGGGCGUGCGCGGCGCCAGCAAGGAGGUGGUAGAGCUGGGCUUCUGCUACGACCCCGACGGCGGCACGUGGCACGAGUUUCCCAGCCCGCACCAGCCGCGCUAUGACACAGCGCUGGUCGGCUUCGACGGCCGCCUCUACGCCAUCGGCGGCGAGUUCCAGAGGACGCCCAUCAGCUCCGUGGAGCGCUACGACCCGGCCGCGGGCUGCUGGAGUUUCGUGGCCGACCUGCCGCAGCCGGCCGCCAGCGUGCCCUGCGCCCAGGCGUGUGGCCGCCUCUUCGUGUGCCUGUGGCGGCCGGCCGACACCACCGCCGUGGUGGAGUACACGGUGCGGACCGACGCGUGGCUGCCAGUGGCCGAGCUGCGGCGUCCGCAGAGCUAUGGCCACUGCAUGGUGGCCCACCGCGACAGCCUCUACGUGGUGCGCAACGGACCUUCCGACGACUUCCUGCACUGCGCCAUCGACUGUCUCAACUUGGCCACGGGCCAGUGGACGGCGCUGCCCGGCCAGUUCGUCAACAGCAAGGGAGCGCUCUUCACGGCCGUGGUGCGCGGCGACACCGUCUAUACGGUCAACCGCAUGUUCACGCUGCUCUACGCCAUCGAGGGCGGCACCUGGCGGCUGCUCAGGGAGAAAGCCGGCUUCCCACGGCCCGGCUCCUUGCAGACCUUUCUCCUAAGGCUGCCUCCUGGCGCUCCUGGGCCUGUGGCUUCGACGCCAGAACUGUGACCUCUGGGCCGGCUUUAGGAGAGAGGAGACGCCGCGACUCCUCCCUGAGCUGUGGCUGAGUGUGUGAGGCCGGCCUUAGAAGUAGCUGGCAACUUCCCUCUUUCUACUGAGACAUCCAGGUCUGGUGCCUUCUGGUGGUGUGGACAUGUUCAAGAAGCUCAGGGAGCAGCGAUGAUGCCCUCAAAUCACUUGGGCUCUGCUGAGAGCUGGUGGGUCACAAUGUCAGUGAAGAGGGUAGGGGGAGUUGGGAUUUGAAUAAUCCAGGCUUGUAUGUAAUGGGCUAGUGAUUGAGCAUCGCUGGGAGUGACUUAAAUGAUGUUAAUCAAACUGCCAGUAGUAGGCAAGAAUUAGGCACCUACUGUAUGCCCAAUACAGUGUUAUGCCUAAUGAGAGCUGUAGUUGCCACACAGGGAUCCAGGAAGCUUAGAGGGUAACCCAGAAAAAAAUCUUAACAGUUACAGGACAACAAAAAGGUUUACACACACUUGAUCCACAGAGUUGAAGGCAACAUGCAAAAAAAAUUAAAACCGUGUACAAUAUAAUAAAGUGCUGAAGAAAUCAGGGCAAAGGGAAAAUAGGAAGAGGAAAAAUAUAUAACUCCAGAAAAGAAGAGAGUGUGCAAACUUUAUGGAGGAGAUGAGUAGGAUACCAUUAGCUGCUGAAAGGGGAGGCUUAGACCAUGGGGACUGAGAGCUCAGAAGAGAAGCAGGGUUGGGGAAGGCUGGAGCAGAUGGGGAGGGUCUCUGCAAGUCCAACCAUACCAGCAGAGCAGUAGUAGUUGGGGCAUCUAGAGAGGGGGUGAGACUGGGCCAACUUGUAGCAGAUAGUGAGUGAGCUGAGCCUGGAGUGAGACCUGUGGGGGCGAGAGGAUUCUUCACGUUCCUUUUUGGGACCCUUAGGGGAGCCCCCAGGUGUAAGCCCUUGCCCACCCUGUUUUUGCCAUCAUCACAGGGGCAGUGGACUGUUAACUCACAUGACUUCAGGUCAGUCGAGGUAUGAGCCAAAUCCUGCCUCAUCUUCCUCAGUUGUAGCCCCUCCUCCACAUUCUACAGGUUUGUUCUCUUCCUGUCCUAUUCUGCCCUUUGCCAUUCCCCGGGCUGGAAUGCCUAGUCUCCUCCUCUCUCCUUGUCAGUGCUCUACCAUCCUCUGUGCAGCAUUGGCUCACCCAGCUCUUCGUUUUCCUGACCUGGGCUGCCUGCAUUGCUCAUUGGACCCCUGGCUGUAACAUCAUUGUGUGUGCACAACCACGUGUGCGGAUUGUAAGGGCAGAGAUCCUGUUAAAUGAGCUGGGCGACUUCCCUGUCCGUGAUUAAAAUGAUGAUGCCUUGAAAGAACCCAGGCUACAGAGGCCACUAGUUAGGAACCUAGUGCUGACCUCUGUUGUUGGAUGAGGACUCUUGUUCCUUCAUCAAAAUCCCCAGCUCUGGCUUCUGGGCAGAUGCCUGUCCCAGCCCUUUCCAGCCUCUCCAUGGCCUUGGGAAGACUUCUCUGGGUGGUCCUGAUUGGUCUCCAUCCACCAGGACCUGAGGCCCAUGGGGAAUCUUGGCCUCGUCAGAAGUGGAGAAUGCAGUGUCGGCGUGGCACCUCCAGGGCAUGGAGGCUCGCGCCAGGGCUGCACCUAGCUGCCUCUUCUCCUGGCCUGUGUCCCAAGCCUGGAGAAUGCUGCCCUCAGAAGCCUGGGACCUUCCAGCCCUGGAGUAGCCUAGUCUCAUAAGUCUCAACAAUAAACCCUGACUUUUGCAUCUUGUGAAUGAUGUGCAAGGUACUUUC